Cetraspora pellucida is the source of this 444-nucleotide messenger RNA. The record is from the annotation of a GenBank genome assembly. NCBI's taxonomy places the organism in Eukaryota, Fungi, Glomeromycota, Glomeromycetes, Diversisporales, Gigasporaceae.
AUGAUAGGGUGUUUUGAGUAUUGGAAAGCUAAACCCCACAUUCCCUGUAAGGUUUGUGGUAAGCCAACAAGUUCUGAGCCUGGCCUUUAUAGAAAGCAUUCUGGUACCUAUUAUGUGAUCCAAUAUUUUAAUAAGCUUCGGGAUAAAGCUAAUGCAGAUGAUUUAAUUCAGAUGAAAAUUGAUGAAUUACUUCUAGAGCUGUCAGCAAACAAAACUGAAAAAGCAGGAGAGCAAGGUCCACAGAUCAAAGCACUACAGGUAACCAGCACUAUUGCUCCAAUCAUGAGUGAAAAAUCAGAAGAUACUGGAGAUAAAGCUUCGAUUUUCAAGCCUAGUGAUGAGGUUACAAUUCUUCAAUCCAGAAUUAUUACCUCUGGUAACAUUUCUAAAGCUCUGAUUGAUUCAGAUGGUGAGGAUAUGGGUCUUGGCCUCUUUGGAGAUUAG